AUGAAAAUAUAAUAAACUAUUAUUUUGAUUUCUAUACUCUCCUUGUUAAGUUUAGCAGCUGUUAUCACCUUGACAAAGACCAGUUAAGAUGUCUUAUAAACUGAAGAAGUUCCUUGCUUUAAUUUAAAUUAUAGACCUGGCAGAGGUGAUGUUGUUUAGGCCUAAAACACUUGUAGUAAGUCUAAGUACUUUACUUUUAUUAUCUAUAAUGAUGAAUGUAGUACCUUAUCAAAGACCUCAUGUUUACGCUAAGAUGAAUAGCAACCUAUUUAUUGGCUCUUCUGA
This is a messenger RNA of Tetrahymena thermophila SB210, 285 nucleotides long. RefSeq names its product transmembrane protein, putative. The record is from RefSeq and is a predicted model, not a curated record. Lineage: Eukaryota; Ciliophora; Oligohymenophorea; Hymenostomatida; Tetrahymenidae. The transcript has a single exon.